Paramecium sonneborni is the source of this 1109-nucleotide messenger RNA. The record is from the annotation of a GenBank genome assembly. Lineage: Eukaryota; Ciliophora; Oligohymenophorea; Peniculida; Parameciidae.
AUGGAGGAUUUGGUCAUGAAAAUAUUUCAAGAGAGGAACUAUUAGAAUUCUUUAGUAAUUAUAGUGCUUCUAUACCUGAUGAUAAAUAUUUCGAAUAAAUAAUUGUUAAUGUAUUUAGAUUAUUAUAAGAUGGAAAUAAAAGUCAUCAUGCUGGUAAUAAAUAAGUAUUUGAACCAGAUCAUAAAAGAAGUUAUUUAUAAGAUCAUCAUAGAUAUGUUUUAUAAGGUGGCAGUGUAUCUGCAAAUGCACCUUUUGGAACAUUUACUUAAUAAGAAUAAUUAGCUUAAUCUAGACCUUCUGUUGGUUAUAAUUAACCAGCUUCAUUUAAUAUAUUCAAACCUUUAGAAGAUAAUAAAAUCAAUUAAAAUGGAUCUUAAAUUUAAUAAAUUCCACUUUCUCAAUCAUAAAUUUCUUAAUAAUCAUAAUAAUAAUAAUAAUAAUAAUAAGAAAGAGAAUAAAGUGUAAAAUCUGUCAAAUAAAAGAUGGAUGGUGUUUAAAUUUUGAGAAAUAAAAUAUCUUAAAGAGGAUUAAGAGGAUUAAUAAAUAUAUAAUAUAGAUUUUAGUUGUAUGAUAAAUCUCAUUUGAAUGCACUUUCAUAUUAAGAAUGGAAAAAUUGUUUUAAAUAAUGGAGAUUAGAAGUUAGUGAUUAAAUUUUAGAUGAAGUUUUUUAAUAAUUCUAAACAAAUGGAAUGAUGAAUUAUGAUGGAUUUAUCAAAUAAAUUUAAGGUACAAUGAAUCUUAGAAAAUUUAAUGCUGUUUAACAAGCUUAUGAAUCUCUUCCAAAAACAACAAUUGAUAUAGUUAAAUGUAUUUAAAAUUUUAAUUAAAAUAGAAUAAUUUAAUGCAAAAGAUCAUCCUGAUGUAAGAACUAAUAGAAAAAGAGAAGAUGAUGUUUUAUGUGAAUUCAUAGACACAUUUGAAUAACAUCAUAUUGUUUUUGUAAGAUUUAAUAAUAAUAAAUCUAGACUGGAGGAGAUUAUGUAAAGAAUCCUAACGUGACUUUUGAAGAAUUCAUUGGGUAUUAUAAUAAUAUAAAUGUGUUAAUUGAAGAUGAUAUUCAGUUUGAAUAAUAUGUUUAAUCAGUAUGGAAUUUAAGAAGGAGAUUCUGA